This is a messenger RNA of Mytilus trossulus (common blue mussel), 403 nucleotides long. RefSeq lists its product as uncharacterized. The record is from RefSeq and is a predicted model, not a curated record. The transcript has 4 exons. NCBI's taxonomy places the organism in Eukaryota, Metazoa, Mollusca, Bivalvia, Mytilida, Mytilidae. Bases 67 to 372 code for a protein of 101 amino acids.
AAAGGCAAAGCAUGCGUUCACACUGUCUCACAUCACAUUCUAUUGGAAUCAGUUAAAAACUUAGAGAUGAAACUUGCCUUUGCUAUAUUGGUGUUAAUUGCAGUAGUUUGUUCUGCGCCACAGAAAAGAUUAAUUUUUGAUGCUUUUUUUGGUAUCAACCAAUUUCAAAAUUUGGAUAAUCUUCCAACAUUAGUAGACGGGUUAGUAGGUACAGUAGGUACUGAUGCAACUGAACAGGCAUGUGAAACUAAAUGUCACACACUCAUCCAAGCAGAUCAUCUCCUUCAAUUCGGAUGUCCAUUUAUUUGUAAAAAUUACCAGACUCUGAUUCACCGAUUUGGACAUGCAACAGAUGCACCUACUUCAGUUUAGAUACAGAAAAUAAAUCUACAAAAUUACAAUA